AUGUCCGGAAUUGACGCCCAGAGCACAACCCUCGAAGGACAGGAAACACAUCCCGUUGUUCAAUCACCGGGAAAAGCCAUUCGAGUGCUAACCAACUACACGAACUCAGCAUGGCAAGCAGCACAUAGACUGGUGCCGGUAGAGGAGGCUGGCCUCCUCGAGAGCUUUGGCCUUCAUGUGGACACUAGCCUUCUCGACAUUGAAGCGAGGAUUCUGGCACUGCCAGGCCUUCAGUACAAGAACUUAAUUGUGCACCCUGACGGUAUCGGAGCUAACUGGAGUCUGGCAGACGUGCAGUUUCAAAAGCCGGUGGAACUGAAGAGUGAUUGGCAGUGCAUUGUUCUGGCAGCCGAAGGGGAAAAGAUUAGUACAAAAGUAGAGCGAAGAGUCCAGGGUCUGUGCAACCUCCUCAACAAAUGCGGCGUGGAAAACAGCAACCCGGAAAUUAGCCGCGCGCCGCUAACGGAACUCGAGGCACAACUAAUAAAGGCCAAAGAGGCAGGAAGGCGACUGGUGCUUGUGGUACUGCAGACGCAGUUUCCAGAAGAGUAUGCCCAGGUCAAGCAAAUCAGUGAUAUCCGCGUGGGUGUGAGCACAAUGUGCGUUUUUCGCGAAACUCUGAAGGGCAGGGAGGGAAAAAAGAAGAUCUCGGCGGCUCAGCUCGAUACAAAACUCCUCCACAUUGCCUCCCAGAUUAACAUCAAACUGCAGGGGUGCAACAUGACCCUGACCGAAGCUAGUUCUAGAGAUGGUGACAGCGGCAACAACAGCCGGAGCAGUAGCAGACAGAGUCUCGACAGCGCAUCCUCCAGCGUGUCUGAUCUUUCUGCAGUCCGGUCACUGCCAGCCCUCGACCUGGUGUCGACCAUGAUUGUUGGAAUUGACGUAACGCACCCAUCAGAGAUGUCGGUGGAAUCAGCGCCCAGCAUUGCGGCCGUUGUCGCCAGCAUGGACGCCGAUCUUUCCCAGUGGCCAGCAGAGCUUCGUGCACAGAAGGGGAACACGGAGAUGGUGGCCGAUCUUUGCGACAUGAUGGAAGCGCAGCUGCUCCGGUGGAGAACCAAGCACAGGGGUGGCCGACACCCGCUUCCCAAGACCGUGCUUAUCUAUCGCGAUGGCGUGUCUGAAAGCCAAUACGAAAAGGUUAAACAGCUCGAGGUGUCCCAGGUAAAAAAGGCCUUUGAGAAGGUGUACGGCGAGAGCGGGGACGAUCUGCCGGAGCUCGCCGUAGUGGUCGUGGUCAAGCGCCACCACACGCGCUUCUAUCCCGUCAUGAGCGCAGCUGGUCGCUCCGAUCGGGAUCCUAGAAAUGGAACCACUCUUCCUGGAACUGUUGUGAGCGACAACAUCACCUCUGGGACGUACACAGAGUUCUUUUUGCAGCCGAACCGGCCGAGGAGAGUCCUAGUCCGGCCGGCGCGCUACGUCGUUCUCAUCGACGACAUCUUUCCCCACCGUUGCAGCGUUCGUGAGCCGGUGAAGUGCAAAUCAAAGACCGGCGUAAAUCUCUCGUCCCCUCGCCGCACCCACAGUCGGCCGACGACGCCGCUCUCGGCGACUGACGCCCUCCAGGCCAUCACGCUAGCUCUCUGCUUCAUCAACGGCCGUGGGUCGUCGGCGGUCCACAUUGUGACGCCCGUACACUAUGCCGAUAUGGCCUGCGGCCACGCCCGCCACUACUUAAGAGCAGAGUACGUCACCCAGAACAAGCGGGAUGGCAAAAAGGGCAAACGGCCAGCGGCGGCAGACAGUAGGGAGGAAGCAGCAGAGCAACAAGAAAAAAUCACGGUGCAUGAAGAUAUAAAGACUACUAUGUUUUAUUUGUAA
Grosmannia clavigera kw1407 is the source of this 1827-nucleotide messenger RNA. Its product is annotated as RNA interference and gene silencing protein. Lineage: Eukaryota; Fungi; Ascomycota; Sordariomycetes; Ophiostomatales; Ophiostomataceae. The record is from RefSeq and is a predicted model, not a curated record. The transcript has a single exon. Gene Ontology annotation, molecular function: nucleic acid binding. Bases 1 to 1827 code for a protein of 608 amino acids.